Messenger RNA from Acanthoscelides obtectus, 1805 nucleotides. The record is from the annotation of a GenBank genome assembly. Lineage: Eukaryota; Metazoa; Arthropoda; Insecta; Coleoptera; Chrysomelidae.
UGAAUAGGUAGGUAUUCAAAUCAAAAUACUUCUCACAUACCACUACUUCACCACAAUCACAGCAAACAAGUAAGUAAUGUUUUUCACCGCUACUGGUUCUAGUGUGAGUAGUGAAACUUUUUAGUAGCGCGAAAAAUUCCCAAAUUUGAUAUAUCUCAUAUUUUGGUUAUCACUAAUAACGUAAGGCUGCGUAGCUAGAGUGCUAAGUUGUAUUGUAUGUAUGCAAAGAGAGAGUAUAAGCCAUAAUGAUAGGAAGAUGUAUCAUCUUCUAUUGGUACUUCUAAAGUUGAUGAAUCAUCUGACAACACUGUUCGCAUGCAGUCCACAUCGAGUAACGGGAAGUCCGUGGUAGAACACGUCAUAUGACACAUGCUUACAAAAGGUUAUGUUGUGUGCAUGUUUUGAGACUUUUCACUUAAGCUGUUAAUUUUGUGUGUCUUUCUGUUGAGUUUUCACAUUUGCAACUUUACUAAAGAAGAAAUGAAGAUGCCAAAAAAAAGAAAACACGCUGAGGUCGAAGACUCUACCACUCUAGAGCUUCCUCCGCCUGUGAGGCACUCAGACGAACCUGUGCAGAAGAAGAAAAAAUGGGUGAACAAGCAGCGAGUUCUAGUCCUAGCUGCAAGAGGCAUUAACCAUAGGCACAGACACUUAAUGGAAGAUAUGAAAAAACUUAUGCCUCACCAUAAACCUGAAUCGAAAAUGGAGAGGUCAAAAACAUUGUCGAUUAUCAACGAAAUGUGUGAAAUGAAGAAUUGUAACAAGGCUGUGCUAUUUGAAGGCAGAAAGAAGCAAGAUUUAUAUAUGUGGCUUGCCAAUGUACCCAAUGGGCCUAGUGUAAAGUUCCUGAUUGAAAAUGCAUCUACAAUGGAUGAGCUAAAACUCACUGGCAACUGCCUAAGAGGAUCCAGACCAGUGUUGAGUUUUGAUCCAGCUUUUAAUGAGAAACCACACUACUCGCUCCUCAAAGAAGUUUUUACUCAAAUAUUUGGUGUUCCUAAACAUCAUCCAAAAAGUCAACCAUUCUUUGAUCAUGUCUAUACUUUCAGUGUAUUAGACAACAGAAUCUGGUUUAGGAAUUAUCAGAUUCUGUCAGAGGAUGGAGCUUUAGCGGAAGUUGGGCCUAGAUUUGUUCUGAACCCUAUGCUCAACUGUGUAUGGUGUAUUUGAUCAUUCAUAUACAAUUUCCAUUAUCACGACCAUGGUGCCAAGUAGGAAUGUAGUAAUUCCCUCAGAAGCAACCAAAAUGGAUUCCAUUUUCAUUUGAAAGAAAAUUGUUUAUUCUCAACCAUGACAUCAACCUUACAAGGAAGUAUCACUCUAAUAAAUAUCGUUUAAAUGUAAAAAUUUUCUCGGGAGCUUUUGGUGGUGUAGCCCUGUGGGAAAACCCCCUGUAUAUCAGUCCCUCAAAAUAUCGCCGGCAAAUAAGACUAGCAGCUAGAGACAAGUACAUUCACAGGGUCCAACAGAAAGCACAUGCUGAGGCUACUAGACCAGUUGACGCUUACACGGAGAAGCCUUUUGAUGACAUUUUCAAAGGUGACCCAUUUGAAAAGGCUGUUGAGUAUGAAACUGGUGAAAAUAAAGAACAUGAGUUGAGAGACGAAAUAAAUGUGCCACAAAAGAAGUAUAAAAAGAAAAAGAGGCUUAGUAGAGUAGGGCAAAGCAAUGGUGUUGAAGUCGAUAAGGUAAAAGGGGAGAAACCUGGUUUUAAAGUGAAGUUAGCAAAGAAAAUAAAUCGUAAAGUUAAAUCAAACGUUUCGAAAUGAUGUAAUUUUUUGAUAAAUAUACGUUUUAUAACACUG